This is a messenger RNA of Periconia digitata, 1042 nucleotides long. NCBI's taxonomy places the organism in Eukaryota, Fungi, Ascomycota, Dothideomycetes, Pleosporales, Periconiaceae. The record is from the annotation of a GenBank genome assembly.
AGCACCUGUGUCACCGUAAACACGUCUUCUUUGCCUUGCUCGAAGCUUCAAUAUUGCGUGACCCAAUUACCUUAUUGUGGCCCGGGAUUAAUAUUGAUCCGUGGCCGUUUGUUUGUGUACAGCUUUACUUAUCUUAGACCCAACAACAACCUUCCUCACUAGCAACGACAGCCGACUCGACAAUUCUGCGUCCGGAGAUCUCGACCGAGAGUGUUUCUGGAUCAUUUUCGGAAACUUAAUUCCUGCAGAAGGUCAUCCACGCUGUGCAGUACACCUAAGCAGCGUCAUGGCUUCCGUGCCUGGUUCUGGCGGUGGACCUGGCACUGUCGAUGAGGCUCGAUCUGCCGCAGCUAACACCCAUGAGGUCGAUCCACAAUAUCUCUAUAUUUUGCCAACCUUCUUCACGGUCACCGAAGAGUUGAUGCGUAUAGCUGAGCUCAAGACAUAUAAACCCGAAAGAAUAUACGCUUGUAUCCUCCGAUCUCUGGCAAAUCCCGCAAAAUAUCCAGAGCAUCUCCGGACUCGGAUCAGUGAUGCCCAAGGUGUAUUGGGCACACCAGGCGUAAGCAAAGAUGUUAAUAACGCGCUGGCAUGGUUCGGACUGAGUUUCCAUCAAGACUCAUUUAAUGAGAUUUCACGCGUGUACAACCAAGCUUGCCAUCUGAAAAUUCCCAUUCUGGCCACACACUUUCUGGUCGAGGACGAAGCAAAAGCGCGGAAAUACGUCGAUCUGGGAGUGAAAGUCGACCCGAGCACGAUGAUGUUCAGUACACCUUCGUCUCUGGCGGCUGCUGCUCAAGACCACGAGAAGGUUCUUCAACUCGUCCAACCAUAUGGAUGGGAUCGUACAAUUACAAGAUGCUCUCACAAGGUCACAACCAAGAUCGGGGGUGGUCUCACAUUUGAUCGUGUCUGUACUUGGAUCGAAGAUCGAGUCGCAUUUCGGGAACAAGUACUUGAAAAGUACCGGAAGCUUGUGUGGACUCUUGCCCUCGGUGAUGAGGUAGGUGAACGCUUUACUGAGAGUUCAACCAGGUGCUAA